AUGUACGUCGGUCGUACCCUGUUAGUGCGUCGGUCGACAGAGGCUAAUGAGCUUCUAAGUGUGAUUUUUGACGUCGAAGAUGCCCGGAGUGAAGACGUUGGCCCCGGCUGGGUUAGGCUAAACCCGGAUGACCCCGAGGACAACGGUAUCCAAGGGCAGCAUCCGUUGCGAUUCCGGCUCCGAGAUGGUGAAGAGUUUCUAAUAGGGAUCUACCAAACGAUUUCGCCGAACGUAGGGAGGGUUUACCAAAAAGAUGAAGGACUAGGCUAUUGUGCAGCCAAUGGAGGUAGUUAUGGCUCUGUAUAUAAAGGCAUUCUCGAUCAGGAAGAAAAUAUAGUUGCUAUAAAGGUCCUCCAUCUUCAGCAGAAAGGAGCUGAGAAGAGCUUUAUUGCUGAAUGUAAUGCAGUGAGAAAUAUAAGGCAUCGGACUCUUGUGAAGAUUUUGACAUGUUGCUCUAGCGUGGAUUAUCAUGGGAAUGAGUUCAAGGCUUUAGUAUUUGAGUUUAUGCCAAAUGGAAAACUAGAGAAGUGGUUGCAUCAUGAGCUGAUUGAUGGCAAUAUUUUACACAAAGGUCUGAGCAUGAUUCAAAGACCAAAUAUUGCUGUUGAUGUGGCCUCUGCAAUAUACUAUCUUCAUGAAGAUUGUGCUGAGCCGAUCAUUUACUGCGACUUGAAGCCUAGCAACAUUCUUCUUGACAAUGAAUUGGUUGCUCAUGUAAGUGAUUUUGGAUUAGCAAGGUUGAUCUCAAACACUACCGGCUUUUCCUAUAGUCAAACAACUGGAAUUAUGGGAACUAUUGGUUAUGCCCCUCCAGAGUAUGCAAUGGGUAGUGAGCCAUCAAGAAAGGGGCGUGCGUAUAGCUAUGGGAUCCUUCUGUUGGAGAUGUUCACCGGAAAGAGACCCGCCGAUGAAAUGUUCAAAGAUGAUUUCAAUCUUCAUAACUUCGUUAAAAAGGCCUUGCCAGAAGGACUUGUGCAGAUUGCAGACUCCGCUCUUCUCCCUAGAGAAGUAGACGAAAACUGCGGCAACAGUGGAGGCAUUGAGAUUGACGAAGAGGAUUGACUUUAUAUACUAGUAAAACGAAUGAAACACGUUAGCGAAUACAAGUACCGAGACCUAACGGGAAACUAACAAACAAAAUCUAUUGAUUUUAAGGUGGAGUUAUUUUCUAUUAUUUUUUUAUUUUUAGGAAGAGCUAUUUUUUGUUAAUCAGUGUCGUUUUUAGGUGAUGCUUGUUUUUCCUCUCGUUUCAACUUUUGUCGUACCUCUUACUUAGCCAAUAGGAUUUUGUCGUUUUCUAUCUUUCGUGUUCGGCCGGUUCUUGUUUUCUGGCGGUUCACGACCCUAUCUAUUUAUUAUAGGUGUAAGAAGAUCAUACUAUCGACUUCAGCAUCCUCGUAGCCACAGGAGUUUUUGUCAUUUUCAUCGUUCUUGGUUUGCCAGUCUUCGUUGU
Molecule: messenger RNA, 1453 nt
Organism: Morus notabilis
Lineage: Eukaryota; Viridiplantae; Streptophyta; Magnoliopsida; Rosales; Moraceae
Product: probable LRR receptor-like serine/threonine-protein kinase At3g47570
Exons: 5
Coding region: 1-1062 (353 amino acids)
Biological process (GO): protein phosphorylation
Molecular function (GO): ATP binding; protein kinase activity
Source: RefSeq, a predicted model, not a curated record